AUGGAGAAUACGGCCUUCAAUCUUGUGUUUCUCCUCACAACAGACAACAGAGUUAUCGAGACCCUACUUGGUCUCGGCUUUGUCUUUGAUGCCGUCCAGAACCUCGGACCCGUUGAACUUGCGUUUGCGCUUGCAGCGACUCAUGCGGGCUGCUAUUCCUCGGUGCCAUCGAGUAGCCCUUGGAACAACCCAACGACCCAGAAUGUUUUCUACUACACGCUUUUGCCAUUCGAAAGUCUUGUGUUCUAUUGGAUCUGCGUCGCGUUGCCGGUCUGGUUCGUCGCCAAUGUGGUCAUUCUCUUGGCUCAGAUUCGGCAGCCAGCCGGAAUCUCGUCGCAAAAGAUCCUCACGGUGACUCGUUACCAGAUCGGCGGUCUCUCGACGCUGCUGUUCUUCCCCAUCAUGGAGCAUCUGCUGCGGCCCACCUCACUGAUCGUCGACUGGGCGUUCUACUCCUCAUCGUACUUUAUGAGCCCCGACAUUGCGGCUACUUUCAACGUCCUCAGUGCCUACAAUCUCUUUGUGCUGGUGCUCUCGAUUAUUUGUUUGAUUUUGUUCCUCGUUCCGCUGCUGGCGAUGACCGGCCUGGUGUUCUCGGCCGAAAGCAACCCUUCCAGGAGGCUGGGCGCUCGAAACGCCCCGCGGAUCGACUUUACCGAGCUGCUCUUGCGCACCAUGAUCUCGAUUGCCUUCUCGGUCCUCAAAGGCAGCUGGGCAGCUGUGGUGCUCUGGCUCGCCAACACGUCCAUCCUGCUGCUCACGCUCUACUACCCACCGUACUUCUCGCUCGUGAGCAACCAAGCCAAGGCGUUUGUCGUGGCCUUCCAGACAUUCGCCGCAACAGCUUCCCUCUUGGUGGCAUGGCAGGCCGCCGAAGUGUGGGGAGGUGGAAUCUACAUUGUCAUCGCGCUCCUUCCCGUCUUUGGUGCCAUAGGGGUAGCUCUGCUGCGAUACCGGCUCUACCACUUGCUGCCUCGCAAGCUCGAUAGGUUGAUGCCCCAUCUAGCCGACAUGAUGGAUGAGAAGCAGAUAUGCGCACACGAGCUCCGCAAGGUCGUCCGCUCGUACUGGACCCCAUGUGAGCUCGACCUUGCUCUGCGAACCCUCCUGGCACUCGUCUAUCGCAAGGUGGACGCAGACCUCUCUGAUUUGAGUCUCGAUCGGGACAUCGAGGCCGAUCUGGAUGGCAAACAAGCCAAGUUCGCUCCCUCUGCGGACAAGCCCUCGACUGGGAUACCACAAACCAAGGAGGCCCAGCUGCCAAAGUGUCCAGUGUAUGGCUCGGAGGAGUCUCGCCACUGGUUUUGGGCCUGGCUAAGGUGCCGCAACUGGAUUGCGUCCAUGUACCCCGGCUGGCAGGCCACCAGUGAUCCACAGCAGUGGAAAUCCAUGGCCUUUGCCUUGCUGAUGGCGGGCACCCGCAAGUUUGAAAAUAGCUCGUGGCUACAGACGAGGGUCGCGCUGUUCCUAACGUUCGAAGGUCAUGACGUGAGCAACUUUGUCAGGACCCCGCCAACUUACCAGGCCAAGGAGAUCGCCAAAGAGACCCUUUUGAUGCGACCCAAGAUUGACUCGCGAUACAGCCUUUACUUUUUGUUCAAAAAAUGUUCAUACGACUUUCCAACGCGCGAGGAAAUAACCGAGAUUUUCGAUCAAGCCGCUCUUAUAGAGGAGGAGGGCAUCACCGAUGUCGUUCAAGCUGUCCAGUACCGACACGACUUUACCGCAGCCAAGGAACAUGAGAAGGACGCAGUCAAGCAUGCUGUCUUGUUUUGGAAAAACGUCGCCCGCCAGAAUCGCAACUAUCUGCUGCUUCUCCAGAUCGCCGAUCGUGUCGAGAACCAUGAGACCCUGGCUCGAUCGUACUAUCUGAAACUCAUGGGUGCCUUCCCCCAGUCGUCCAAGAUCGUCCGAUCAUACGCCAAUUUUCUUCGAGUUGUCUCGAAUGACACUGAAAUGGCUCAGCGUGCCGACCAGCAGGCCGACUUUAUUGAAGCAUCGUCGUCAAAGAAACGCAACAAAUCCAAAAAGCUUGCGGGCUCGACCUCGGCUGCUGAAUUUGAGCUUGCAUCGACGGGCAGCGGCCGGACUAGUCAGUCAAGUUUGCCCCAGAUUGGAUUGCACGAGCGCCAGGACUUUGAUUUUCUCGGACAUGCGUUUGAUUCCAAGGCUCAAACCACCAGGAUUGAUCAGCUGGUGGCCAAAGUUCAGCGAGGACUCAAAAUCUCAAUUUUUACCUCCACCGCAACCAUGUUCAUCUGCAUUAUCGUUUUAUUCAGCGCCGGCCCUGCGUACUUGAUCGACAAUGUCCAGGCACAGCAGUCCAUGUUCCUGACGGGCAUGAAGAUCCGCAGCCUGUCGCAGUUUGCCGUCUACUAUGUCCGCGAGCUUGAGUGGGCUUACAGCCAUCCAAGCAGCGUCCCAGACACCGUUUCUGUGGCGAAACAGAACGUCGCUCUGGUUGCAUCGCAGAUUCAGGCUUCGUUCACGGCGUUCUACACCGACAAUUUGCUCACAUCGAGCACCGUGGUUGACGCCUGGAACGAUCCCUCGUACAGCAUCCAGAUCUAUGGUCACAGCAGCUCCGGAGCGAUCGAAAAUACCACCAUGUACUGGGACAUGGCGCAUAUUAUGCCCGAGUAUAUCUCGUGCUUGAUCGAUGUUAACACGACAGGCGUCCUGCCGCUCGAGAAUGAGACGUCGUGGAUUUUCGUCAUCGACAAUGGUGUGGGCAGCGGCUUCACGGGUAUACUCGAUACUGUUUCUGCCUACCAGGCUGCGCUCAUGAGCACCAAUGACUCCAUGCGAAUGAUCAUGUUUGCGGUAUUUGCAACCACAUGCGUGGUGCUUCCCUUGGGUCUGGCCCUGCUGCUCUACAUUCCGUCCUACAUCAAAGUACGCAACGACUUUUCCGAGUCGGUCGAGCUGUUUUUCGACAUCCCGGUCAGGCACGUUUCGGAGCUGCUGGAUCGGAUUGAUUCCAAGAAAUCGGACGUCGGUGCUGCCGAGGAGCAGACUACGCAGUCGCCGUCUCCGUUAAAAGUCGAGGGUGCCAAGUCGGGCGCAUCGAAAGACAAGCCAGCCCCGCUGGGGGAUCGGGUGCCCCAUGACUUGAACACUCCCAGUGAUCAUCCUCACAGCGCACCCAGCUCCGAGAAUGUGCUGACUCGCCAAACAAAGACAAAGGAAAUUGCCACGAACCGGGAUCGGGUCCGGGCCAGUUCCCCAAAACUGAGAAAGGUUACCAUCCUCUACGCGGUGUCGCUGACGCUGAUGCUCGUUUGCUCAACCUUUGCACUCUGCUGGCUGUGGGUUACCAACAACACCCUCGUAGAGCGGACGAUUGAGGUCGAGCAAGCCGGAGCCAGGCGUGCAUGGGUCUGGCGAAUCCUGGCGCUCUCACAGGAGCUCAUGCGCAAUGACACCACCCUUGCCCGGCCCGAGUGGUUCCGCAAUGAACUCCGAGCCGCCGCCGACACACUUUACUGGACCAAUGCUGGGUUCAAGUCCGGGAAUGUCACGCUGAACCCCGGCUUGCUUGGGGUCAAAGGCAGACUCAGUGCUCUGGAUCAAGUCGAGUAUCAGUUCCAGUGUCUGGGUCCCGCUGACCAAUGCGGAUCCUCCGACUAUCUGAUCGAAAAGAUGGUGUCGCUGGGCAAGUUGGUGGCCUCGGAGGCAUCUAGAUCCAACGGCGUCUCGGAAGACCUUCCGCAGUCGUACUUGAAUCUGAGAGAUGUGAUGGUCGGGCCAGGGGCGAUCCUCCUGGACAACCUCAAUCUGAGCGUCGAUAUCCUUGCAAACGACGCACUUCCUCUCAUCCAGGCUGUCCACACAAUCUGCAUCUGCAUUAUUGCCAUCUGUGCCUUCAUUUUCCUGAUGCUGGUCCUGUACCUGCUGCCAGUAUAUCUGCGCGAUCUCGAGAACAGCUCGAAACGGGCUAGGUUUUUGGAUCUCGAGGAGUCCGGCUACGACAGUCGAUCGAGACUCGAGAUCAGUAAGCCGGAACCCGAAGUGGACGCCAGCCUCAAGGGUAAAGGCCAAGGCGGCAUCGGUGUCAUACGCUCAGCGUCACUAGAGUCGCAUGAGACCAUCCACCACCACAUCCACGAAGAUGCCUCAGCUGCCCGGCCCCCCGACGAGAUAUGGGAAGGUGUAGAUCGGGUCGCUGUCAUAGGGGAGCCAAGCACCCCCAGACCCGAUAUCACAGCCGAGCACUCGCCGUUCGAGGAUACAGCACGGACACACAAGGUCCAGAAGACGCUGUCGUUCCGCCGCAUCAGCGAAACCAAGACCAGCCCCGUUGACCAAAUCAGCCCCCUCGAGGUCGAGAGCGGGUCAGAGUCUGACCAGUGA
This is a messenger RNA of Polychytrium aggregatum, 4353 nucleotides long. RefSeq lists its product as uncharacterized. The transcript is spliced from 17 exons. NCBI's taxonomy places the organism in Eukaryota, Fungi, Chytridiomycota, Chytridiomycetes, Polychytriales. The record is from RefSeq and is a predicted model, not a curated record. The coding region runs from base 1 to 4353 and encodes 1450 amino acids.